AUGGGUUUGUGUAAUAUCGAAUGUGUAGAAAGAAUAGCGCAAUAUCUCGACGUUCCCUCAAAAGGGCUAGAGAUCUCUAAUAAAAAUAUAAUACUUAUUCCAGAAUGCGGAAAAAAUACGCUACCCAUUCAAGGAUUCAGUACUAUUAUACAAGCACUCGUUGCGAGUUCAAAAUGUUCCAAUAUGCUCUGUAGUGAGAAAGAAGUGCAAGCUUUAACGCAACAAUGGUUAGAAUAUGUUACAGUAUGCGUCAAUCACGCUGAUCUUCCUGUUAAUGCCAAGAGAGAACUAAAUACAGUAUUAAAAGAUGUAACAUAUAUAACGGGUACAGAAAAGACUAUAGCAGAUGUCACAUUGUAUUAUGUUUUACAUUCUAUAAUGAAAGAAUUAAGUGGACAAGAGAAAAUACAAUACAUCCAUCUAUCAAGAUGGUUCGACAAUAUUCAACAGGAAGAAAAAUUGAGACAGGAUUUGGAUUUGAUAUCUUUCAAUUUAUUACACAUAUUUUUGUAA
Messenger RNA from Camponotus floridanus (Florida carpenter ant), 513 nucleotides. It is a transcript of the gene AIMP3, whose product is annotated as eukaryotic translation elongation factor 1 epsilon-1. The record is from RefSeq and is a predicted model, not a curated record. Bases 1 to 513 code for a protein of 170 amino acids. The transcript is spliced from 4 exons. Gene Ontology annotation, biological process: positive regulation of DNA damage response, signal transduction by p53 class mediator. Lineage: Eukaryota; Metazoa; Arthropoda; Insecta; Hymenoptera; Formicidae. Gene Ontology annotation, cellular component: aminoacyl-tRNA synthetase multienzyme complex; cytoplasm; nucleus.